UGAAAUGGGUGAAUGGGAUGUGCUGGGCCGCCUGCUGGAUAAAGUGCAGAGCCACUCCACGGUGAUCGGCAAGGUCUGGCUCACCGUGCUGUUUGUUUUCCGCAUCCUGGUCCUGCGCACCGGCGCUGAGAGGGUGUGGGGCGAUGAGCAGUCCGACUUUGUCUGCAACACUCAGCAGCCCGGCUGUGAGAACGUCUGCUACGACCUCGCCUUCCCCAUCUCUCAUGUUCGCUUCUGGUUCCUUCAGAUUAUUGCGGUGGCGACGCCGAAGCUGCUAUACCUUGGUCACGUCCUUCAUGUGAUCCACAUUGAGAAGAAGGUGAAGGAGAGGAUGAAGAAGCAGGCCGAGUUGGAUGACCAGGCCAGUCUCUUCCUUAGGAGGACCUACAAAGUUCCCAAGUACACCAAGAGCACCGGCAAGAUCAGCAUCCGCGGGCGUCUCCUUCGCAGUUAUGUCCUUCAUCUCGUGGCCAAGAUCAUCCUGGAGGUCUUGUUCAUCCUGGGUCAGUUCUUUCUCUACGGUUUCACCCUCCAGACUCGCUACGUCUGCACCCGCUUCCCGUGCCCCCACAAGGUGGACUGCUUCCUGUCCAGGCCUACAGAGAAGUCGGUGAUCAUCUGGUUCAUGCUGGUGGCGGCGGUCGUGUCCCUCGUCCUCAGCGUGGUCGAGUUGUUCUACCUGUGCGUGAAAGGCGUGAAGGAGUGCAUGGCGAGGAGGCAGGACUACACCGUGACCCCGGUGACGCCUCCGCUGUCGGGAAGGAAAGCUUUUAAGAGCCGCGGCGAGAUGAUCCAAAACUGUGUCAACCUGGAGCUGGAGCUCCAAGGGCGAAAGCUGGGGGUGAACGGGGUCACGGGCGGGGUCGUCGAGGUUGCGAAGAACGUGUCGCCUGAGGACAACAACAUGGGGGAAGUCCACAUCUGACACGUGGAGGCGGUCAUAGGUUGUACGUGUCAGAUUCAACCCCCAGUUCCUGUAUUUGUGUGCUUUGGUUUGUCAGGAAAGUGGUGUGUGUGUGUGUG
Molecule: messenger RNA, 1023 nt
Organism: Morone saxatilis (striped sea-bass)
Lineage: Eukaryota; Metazoa; Chordata; Actinopteri; Moronidae
Gene: cx34.5
Product: connexin 34.5
Exons: 3
Coding region: 5-925 (306 amino acids)
Biological process (GO): cell communication
Cellular component (GO): connexin complex
Source: RefSeq, a predicted model, not a curated record